AGGCAGCUAAACUCUUCCGUAAUAAUGAACAGGGUGACUAAAUCCUGAAUUCUCCAGAGAUGGGACAUCCAUCUCCAGAAACGGCCUGCCAUAGCAGCCCUACAAGUUUAUCGGAAAUGAGCCAACUGACUGGAAAAGGGAGAGGAGGGCGCUUUCUGGAAAAGCAGACUUUCCCCCGUUGACCUGGAGGAGUCAAGUGUCCACCGGCAAUGACGUACGUGCAUCUGGUUUGCUUGGCCACAGCGGAAAGGCGGAUGAGUACUGAUCCACCCUCUGCAGAAGCACGGCUACCUCCACAGGCUGUGAGGGAGGGCUAAACGGACUGGGCUGCGUGCACAAUCCUCAGCUACCCAGCGGAAAAGGCCAAGGACGCCACAGCCCGCUGUCAUUUGCUGCCACUAAAAGGGGGCCGCUCACAGACCUAAGCGGCCGCUGCGCCGCCGUGCACGGAGGCCACGCCCCCCGGCGGCCGAGGGCAAUGGGCGUGGCCGGGGCGGUGCCUGACACGUGAUGGCGGCGGUCGCAGCAAGUAGCGCCAAGCGGACCCUGCGGGCCGAGCUGAAGCAGCGUCUGCGGGACUUAAGCGCCGAGGAACGACUGCGCCAGUCUCACCUCCUCACGCAGAAGGUGAUUGCUCACAGUCGGUAUCAAAAUUCCAAAAGAAUUUCCAUCUUUUUGAGCAUGCAAGAUGAAAUUGAGACGGAAGAGAUCAUCAAGGACAUUUUCAAACAAGGCAAAAUCUGCUUCAUCCCUCGGUACCAGUUCCAGAGCAAUCACAUGGACAUGGUGAGAUUAACAUCACCUGAAGAGAUCUCUUUACUUCCCAAAACAUCCUGGAAUAUUCAUCAGCCCGCUGAGGGAGAUGUUCGGGAGGAGGCCUUGUCCACUGGUGGACUUGACCUCAUCUUCUUGCCAGGCCUUGGGUUUGACAAAGAUGGCAACCGGCUAGGGCGGGGCAAGGGCUACUAUGACACCUACUUGAAGCGCUGUAUGCAGCAUCAGGAAGUGAAGCCCUACACCUUGGCUUUGGCUUUCAAAGAGCAGAUCUGUCUCCAGGUCCCAGUGGAUGAACACGACAUGAAAGUAGAUGAAGUCCUUUAUGAAGACUCCCCGGCAUCUUAAGUCACAUGAGGACAGCCACCCUCACAGUUGUGUACCAAUGUGAAGAAAAUCUGUGUAUUUUCCUCUUGUCAAAAAUGAGUCAACAUGGCACAUUAAAGUGAAUAUGUAUUGUG
Messenger RNA from Mesocricetus auratus (golden hamster), 1235 nucleotides. Its product is annotated as 5-formyltetrahydrofolate cyclo-ligase. NCBI's taxonomy places the organism in Eukaryota, Metazoa, Chordata, Mammalia, Rodentia, Cricetidae. Gene Ontology annotation, cellular component: mitochondrion. The coding region runs from base 511 to 1122 and encodes 203 amino acids. Gene Ontology annotation, biological process: tetrahydrofolate interconversion; folic acid-containing compound biosynthetic process. The record is from RefSeq and is a predicted model, not a curated record. Gene Ontology annotation, molecular function: 5-formyltetrahydrofolate cyclo-ligase activity. The transcript has 3 exons.